This is a messenger RNA of Closterium sp. NIES-65, 1301 nucleotides long. The record is from the annotation of a GenBank genome assembly. NCBI's taxonomy places the organism in Eukaryota, Viridiplantae, Streptophyta, Zygnematophyceae, Desmidiales, Closteriaceae.
AGAACCCCAUUCCCGUCGCCAUUCCUCUCACCCCUCUCAUCGUCCACUAUGCUAUCCUCGAGUUCGCCAAAUCGCCCACCCGUCUCCCUUUCCGUCGCGCGUCACGUCGCCAUCUCGUCGCCCGUCCCGUCGCCCUCUUCGUCGCCCUCUCUCCCCUCCUCUCCUCCCGUCGGCCUCUCUCUCGCCCCUCCCUACCGAUCGCUCUCCCGUCGCUCGCCCCGUCGCGCUCUCUCUCUCCGCUCCCUUCCCGUCGCCCUCUCUCUCGCCCCUCCCUUCCCGUCGCGCUCUCUCUCUCUCCGUUCCCUUCCCGUCGCCCUCUCUCUCGCCCCUCCCUUCCCGUCGCGCUCUCUCUCUCCGCUCCCUUCCCAUCGCCCUCUCUUUUGCCCCUCCCUUCCCGUCGCGAUCUCUCUCUCCGCUCCCUUCCCGUCGCCCUCUCUCUCGCCCCUCCUACCCGUCGCGCUCUCUCUCUCCGCGCCCUUCCCGUCGCCCUCUCUCUCUCCCCUCCCUUCCCAUCGCGUUCUCUCUCUCCGCUCCGCCCUCUCUCUCGCUCCUCCCUUCAAAUCGCGCUCUCUCUCCGCUCCCUUCCCGUCGCGCUCUCUCUCUCUCCGCUCCCUUCCCAUUGCCCUCUCUCUUUCUGCUCCCUUCCCAUCCUCCCUUCUCGCUCGCCUCGAAUAGCCCUCCCGGCGACCUUCGACUCUCCCAUCACGUAUGCCCUCCUUUCUCUGUCGCCUCUCUCGUUCUCCCUCUGCUAUCGCGUCAGCGUGACCCAUUCCGUACUCUGUUAUUGUGUUUGGUUUGUUUGUUUUUUCUGUCUUUCCAUCUAUUCUCGACACCCUCUCUCCCGCCGCCUAUCCUCUCUCCCGUCGCCCUCCCGUUUCCCGUCGCCCUCCCGUUUCCCGCCCCUCUCCCGUUUCCCGUCGCCCUCCCUUUUCCCGUCGCCCUCCCGUUUCCCGUCGCCCUCGCGUUUCCCGUCGCCCUCCGGUUUCCCGUCGCCCUCCCGUUUCCCGUCGCCCUCCCUUCUUCCGUCGCCCUCCCUUUUCCUGUCGCCCUCGCGUUUCCCGUCGCCCUCCCGUUUCCCGUCGCCCUCCCGUUUUCCGUCGCCCUCCCGUUUCCCGUCGCCCUCCCGUUUCCCGUCGCCCUCGCGUUUCCCGUCGCCCUCCCGUUUCGCGUCGCCCUCCCAUUUCCCGUCGCCCCCCUUCUUCCGUCGCCCUCCCGUUUCCUACGCCCUCCCUUCCCGUCGCCCUCCCGUUUCCCGUCGCCCUCCCUCUUUCUCUUCAUUCGCGUCACCUUGCCCAUCAUAA